AUGUCGUUGUUUCCGUGCUUGAAGGUGAAGAAUGAGAAGUGGAAACUCUUCUCCUGGGUUGUGGUCAUUGGAUUGUAUGCCUUUCCAACCCUCUUCUACGCGAUGAGGAUAUUUGAAGUUUGGCGCACCAACGCUCCCCUGUUGCAGACCUCGCAGAGCGACGACUGGGGUCACGUCCCGGAGCUCUGGUUCUGCAGCGUGGAGCCUUUGAACAUUGAGACCUGCGUGCUCCAAUCCUUCCGGACGGUGGAUGGAUCUGAACCGAAUGGUUCGAAGGGUGAGAGCCUUUGCCAGAUCAUUUCACCUCCAAAAAAGCAUGAACAACAAAAGAUCCAACUAGGCACAGGCAAGGGAUUCGGGGAUAAGCUUGAUGAGCCAAAAGGGCAAUUUGAUAUAUUGCCUCCUCAGUUCAAAGAUCAGUUCAAAGACUCCUACUGUCAAGCCAUCAAUGCCACAGCCUUGAAGCCAAGCUCACCCUCACGUCUAUUUCUUGGCGGAGACGCCAGCAAGAGCUUUGGCCUUUACUAUGUGAUGCGUGACCAUUGCGGAGACACUUGCCACCAUCCCAUUUUUCUCACACGCGCUUUCCCGGGCAUCGCAGGGCUUUUGCUCACAAAAGUACGAAAGGGGUCGAUGCAGUUGUCAGCGGAUCCGUAUGCCAAUGCGACUAACCGAUCUUUCGUCGAUGCUUUGAAAGCAUUCUUUUCUCCCCAGCUUUAUGAUGCCUUCAGCACCCAGCUGCUGUUUGUCAAUGGCAAGGUCAUUCCCCCGCAGGAUGGUGAGAUGUAUUGGAGCCAAGUCUUUCCGAAGGUGCCCACGCCCUCGGCAUGGGAGCUGAUUGUUCGGCUCCAUCCGCAUGUGAAGGAGGAAGUUCAGGUCGGACGGCUGGCGCAGUGCAUCAUUUUCCUCGCACGGCUGGGUGGGUAUUUGUCAAUCGUGAGCGGAUUGCUGGCCUUCUGCUGGGUGCAACGCUACAAGGUAGACAAGCAAACUCAUCUUGCUCAGACUUUGGAGGAACUCUUGAACGAGGAGACCUUUGUGCUUGACACCUUGUCUCCGCAGCACAACGACCACUUCGAACCCCUCACGGGCGACCUCGUCAGCAUCCAGUUGAAGAAGAAAUUGGAAGCAGAGAGUCCUUGUCUGGCGAGCACGGCCAUCCGAAAUGACGUUUCUUCCUCCGGUGAAGAUGGCGAGUCAGAUUUGGAGAGUUCGCACGAGGCGGAGUCAGCUUGGUGGCGUUGGUGUAGAGCACAACGGGAAGACACAGCGGGAUCGCUGGCCAUGGGCCCAAAAUAA
Molecule: messenger RNA, 1299 nt
Organism: Durusdinium trenchii
Lineage: Eukaryota; Dinophyceae; Suessiales; Symbiodiniaceae
Source: the annotation of a GenBank genome assembly